Gossypium raimondii (Peruvian cotton) is the source of this 2282-nucleotide messenger RNA. RefSeq names its product PHD finger protein At1g33420. The coding region runs from base 1 to 2118 and encodes 705 amino acids. Lineage: Eukaryota; Viridiplantae; Streptophyta; Magnoliopsida; Malvales; Malvaceae. The record is from RefSeq and is a predicted model, not a curated record. The transcript is spliced from 5 exons.
AUGGUUGAGAAUCACGGCAUAACCAGGCCACUCAAGAGGGGUCGUAGGUCUAACAGGAUCACCGCGGGUGCCGACCUCUCCGAUUUCCUCGCUUUUCCUUCACCUUCUAUCGCCGCCUCCGCUUCCGGGAAGCCUUUCCGUGACGCUGUUCGGAGCUUCCUCUCUGCUAACGCUCGACUCACGACGGCCUUUGCUCCGCCUGUCCUUCCUUGCCUUAUGACGUGGCAGAUCCUGUUUAGAUUUGGCGGUUUUGAUCCGGACGCCAACGAUCCUUCGCCGAUCGUCGUGUCGCUUUAUGUCAUCGAGGAAGAUGUCACUAGAUCGUCUAGAUCUGUGUAUUGUGACCAGUGCCGUGUCGUUGGUUGGAGCGGCCAUCCAGUUUGCAAAAAGAGAUAUCAUUUUGUAAUAAAGUCUUCUUGUGAUAAUGGGAUCUGCGCCAAUCCUCACCAUAUCUCAGAUUCAAGGAGAUGCAAAUGUUGUAAUAGAGUAGAUGAUGUUGAUGUUGAAGAAUGGGGGUAUUCACAGUUGGAAGAUAAUAAUACUCAUUUGCUGCAUGGUGUUGUUCAUUCUAAUGGUUAUGGCCAUCUUCUCACUGUUAAUGGUAGAGAAGGAGGCUCUGAGUUUCUCUCUGGUUUUCAUAUCAUGAACUUCUGGGAUAGAUUAUGUACUGUUUUAUCUGUCAGGAAGGUAACUGUGAUGGAUGUAUCAAAGAAAUAUGGUAUGGAAUACAGGCUACUACAUGCAAUUGCCAGAGGGCAUUCCUGGUAUGGUAAUUGGGGUUAUGAGUUUGGGUCAGGAAGUUAUGCCCUCACACAAGAUGCUUACAAGAGAGCAGUGGAUGACCUUUCGAAUAUGCCUUUGUCAGCACUUCUGUUUCAAGGGAAUAAAUCCCGAACUCGCCUUCAGAACAUUGUUGCUUUUUAUCAAUCCUUAUCAUGUUCGGAACUUUCAACGUUUAGAGAUUUGUUUUCAUUCCUCCUAAGACUAAUUACUGACAGCCACAAGGCCUCAAUGCCUAAAGCAUCUAAAAUGUCAAAAUCUUCCACUAAUGUAUUGUGUGCGUGGACAAGAAAUGAUGUAGAGAAGUUGCAGCAAGGUAUGAUUAAAGUGCUCAUGGCUGCAGCACCAGGUCCUAACUGGGUGAGUAGGCGUGCUCUUAAGGGUGUCAUGUGCAAGGCAGGAUCCCCUGAACUACUUGAUUACUGCCUUAAACACUUGAGAGGGAAAUUGGCACCCAAUGGAAAGGUAGUUGAGGCACGUUCCAAUCUGAAUUCCAGUGAUAUCGAGUUCAGGCUUCAGACUCCUUGUUCUUUGCUCUACGACUCAAAUUGCCCAUCGGAAGAGCACAUCAAGGGUGAUCUAAGAUAUAUGUUAGAUUCUUUGCUCGACCCUGAAACCAUGUCGGCAUACAGGCCUUAUGCAACAAGGGAACGCGUGAUGGAUUUGGCUACUAAACUUCUUGAUUGCAAGCAAUUUUUGAAAGACUACAAACCAAAUGCUCACAAUCCCUGCGCUAUUUGUGUUUGGUGUCAUUUAGAGCUUUCUAACCCUACUAAAGAUGAUCCAGUUCCACCGCCCGAGCUCAUCAUUUUACCUCUCAGUGCUACUGUCGGUGACCUUAAAACUGAAGCUACAAAAGUUUUUGAAGAUGUAUAUGCCAUGUUUAAGAGGCUUCAAAUUGAGGACCUACCUGACUAUGGUUCCGUAGAAGACAGCAUAACCCUGAAAUUGUUGAUUGGCACAACUGGUUCAGUUCGAGUGCGAGGCAAAUGUACAUCAAGACAUGGCCUUAAUCGGUUUCGAAUGGAGAGGGGAACAGAAAAUUGGACAGUUGACUGUGUUUGUGGGGCCAAGGAUGAUGACGGUGAAAGAAUGUUGGCUUGUGAUAAAUGCAGUGUUUGGCAACACACAAGGUGUGCUGGGAUCGACAAUGCCGAUGCAAUACCUUCAAUGUUCAUAUGCAUGAGAUGUACAAAGUCCCUUCACAAGAAAUCUUUAACCAUUACUAAUUCUGGAAAGGAAGCUAGAAAUUUUUCUCAACAGCUCAACAGUUCUUGUAGGGGAAACUUGGGAAGUAAUGAAGGUUCUCAAGUUACUACUACCUUGAUAGUACGAUGAAUGUAUGUAGUGCAAUGUGUGUAAACAACGUAAAUAGCUUAAAAAAGGGGAGACUGUUAAUAUAGGGCUUUUUUUUUCUCCCACCUUUUGUUGUACUGUAUUGCUGUUUGUUCGACAUAUAUAUUAAUGAAACCAAGAAAAAUUCUAUUUAUUUGGGUAAAGAA